Messenger RNA from Vigna radiata var. radiata (mung bean), 2332 nucleotides. RefSeq lists its product as uncharacterized. Gene Ontology annotation, molecular function: GTP binding. The record is from RefSeq and is a predicted model, not a curated record. The transcript is spliced from 11 exons. NCBI's taxonomy places the organism in Eukaryota, Viridiplantae, Streptophyta, Magnoliopsida, Fabales, Fabaceae. Bases 271 to 1851 code for a protein of 526 amino acids.
CUCUUCCUCCGAUGUUCGAAGGUCACUGCCUCCCCGUUUCACUGCAACACUGAAAGCUCCUAAAACCCAGCAGGAAUCCAAAUCCCUCGUAUAUUCACCAAAGUUCUCAACUUUCGAACGUUACAUGACAAGGUCUUGGUUCUAAACCUUAUUUUCUGGGAACUUAAACUGUUUCUGACCCUGUUAUUUGAUUUGAAGAACACAAAAUUCACGUGGGGUGUUGAUUUUUGUCUGUUGAGAAGAGUGUAAGCGAGUGUACCAUUGUUCAAUAUGCCUUCUGAGGACAGUUUAAGACAGAAGCUUAAAAAGAGGGCUAAACAUGUAGUAAGCAUUCCAAGAAACUCUUUGAGAAUUAAGAAGGAUGAAAUUUCUUUUGAGAGAAAUGGGGUUUUUGGUAGAGGACAUGAGACCGAGGGAAAGUUGAAGAAAAGGGUAAACUUCAAGGGAAAGCAUUUAAGUGAAGAAAUUGAGGAGAGAGGGCAGUUGAGGAUUUUGGAUUCUUCUGGGAAGAAGAAAGGGGUAUAUGCGAAGGAGGGGAGGCAUAAAAAUGGGAAGUUAGAGAAGGGUGUGGCGACAUCAAAGAAGAGAACUUUGUUUGAGAAAGGUGAGAAGAAAGUGAAAAAUGGUCCUGUUGAAGGGAACACUGGCCAUCGCACAAUGUGGGUUCCUGGUAAGUUAAGGAAUGUUGGUUCCAAUGUGAAGCGUUCGACUCACACGAUGAAGGAAAGGAAGCAAAAUGUCGUUUUGGCUACUGCUAAGCCGAAAGUAGAUCUACGAAAUGGUUUGGUGAAGAGAAGUAGAGAGAAGAAAUCUGAAUUGGGCAAAAGGAAAAGUAAUGAAUUUGUGUCUCCUUCGAGUUUUGUCAAUAAAAAAGCCAGAGAUAAAAUGGGAUUGGACCAUGAUGAUGCUGAGACACUAGAUGAGCGCCCAAAGAAGAAGAAAAAUGUGAUAAAACUUGACCCUCAUGAUAUCUCAAACAAGAGGCUAGAUGAUGGCAUUGGGGUUAAUGGAGGUGAAGAGGAGAAGGAAAAGGAGGAGUCUGAGAAAGAACCUAAAAUGUCCAAGAAUGCCCAGUUUCGUGCAAUUCAGCCCAGCCCUUCAAUACUUUCCUUUGUGGAAAAAAAUCUUUUGGGUAGGAGGCGCACCAUUGACCUAAGAAGGGCAGGUUACAAUAUAGAUCUUUCUGCACCGUUAGAUAAUAUUCCCUUCUCUAGCAAUUCAGAACGAGAGAAAAUAGAAGAAAAUGUUUUUAGGAAUAAAUUGGAAUUUUUUGCUGCGGCAAAGGUCUCAUCAUCAUUUCCACCUCCUAGUCUUCCAGAGAUUGCAUUUGCUGGUAGGUCAAAUGUCGGGAAGUCAUCGCUUCUUAAUGCCCUCACUAGACAGUGGGGAGUUGUGCGGACAUCAGAGAAGCCUGGCCUUACUCAGACAAUUAACUUCUUCAAGAUGGGAACAAAACUCUGCUUAGUUGAUUUGCCAGGAUACGGAUUUGCUUAUGCAAAAGAAGAAGUGAAAGACUCUUGGGAGGAGCUUGUGAAGGAGUAUGUUUCCACAAGAGCUGGCCUCAAACGAGUAUGUCUUCUGAUUGAUACAAAGUGGGGUAUGAAACCAAGAGAUCAUGAACUAAUUGAAUUAAUGGAAAGAUCAAAAACUAAAUAUCAGAUUGUAUUAACCAAGACAGAUGUGGUCUUUCCAAUUGAUGUGGCUCGACGAGCCAUGCAAAUUGAGGAGAGCCUCUUGCAGAACAAGUCUGUUGUUAAGCCUCUGAUGAUGGUAAGCUCAAAAUCUGGAGCAGGAAUCCGAAGCAUGAGAACUGUUCUAGCCAACAUUACUCGAUUUGCCAAAAGACUGUAAUAAGGCAUUGCCAUCGUUUAGCAACACAAGGAGUCUGGUGGUGUAUAUGCAGGAAUCUCUAUACAACUCAAUGUUCAUUCCUUAUUGAUGUUGAAUUCACUUUUCUUUGUUGUCCACAAGCUCGUUUCAUAUCUCAAGAAAUUGAAGAUUUCAUCUCAAUUGAGAAGAAUUUGACAAAAGAUUUUCUUAGUAAGAAUAGUUAACAUGUAUUCUGUGCUUCUUAGCUUCUUCAUGAACUGACUGCUGUUUGAAAAAAUGCCAUUAGUGUAAAAUUAAACUUGCGGAAACUGUUCUACACGAAUGUGGAAUAGAUUCUCUAUUUCUUUGUUUCCUUGACAUUCUGCAUUCAGUGUUGCAGAUGUUAGCAAAAUGGAAUGUAAUAGACCCCUGAUCUGAAAGAUCUGAAACUAAUAUUGCAUGGUAAUAAUGUCUUGUAUGUAUGAAACAUUGGUUGAGCUUAUUACUGGGAAAAAUUCUAUCA